AUGCCUACUCUUAAACCACUCUUGCUGGCGGGUGGCCACUCAUCGCGAAUGGGCGCUCGCAAAGAACUUUUACGUGUCGUCGGUGAUAUCCCCCUGUUCGUACAUCUGCUGCUCAUCCUACACGAGGCAUGUCCCGAGUCAGAUGAGGUGUUUCUCUCAUUGCGCCAUCCCCACUCAUUAAAAGCCAUUGAGAACGAUCCCCAUAUCACCGCCGUCACAAACCAUCAAAUGAUUCUCAAACACGGGGCUAUCACUUUCCCGGUACACGUAGUCUACGACGGUCCGGGAGUACCCAUUGAACAUGACAGCACCGGAAUUGGCCCGGCAGCCGGAUUACUGGCUGGUCAUUACCAGGACGAAAGUGCUCACUGGCUGGUAGUUGCCUGCGACUAUCCAUUCAUAUCUGUCGCCGCACUGUCUCAACUUCGACGCGACUGGACUGAACCAGUCAUCUGUUUUGAGAAUAGAGAUGGUUUCUGGGAGCCUUUACUGAGUAUCUGGUCUCCGGAGGCCCUGCGCGCACUCAAAGAGAACAUUCAAAAUGGAAUUCUCGGACCCAGUGCGGUGGUGAAGCGUUUGCGUGGCAAGACGAUACGACCACGCGAGGAGAAGUGGAUCUUCAAUGUCAAUACGCCAGCCGAUUUGGAGCUGGCGUCGAAUAUGGAAGCCAAACCCCAGGCGAGUUCAUAG
Molecule: messenger RNA, 690 nt
Organism: Aspergillus viridinutans
Lineage: Eukaryota; Fungi; Ascomycota; Eurotiomycetes; Eurotiales; Aspergillaceae
Product: molybdenum cofactor guanylyltransferase
Exons: 1
Coding region: 1-690 (229 amino acids)
Biological process (GO): Mo-molybdopterin cofactor biosynthetic process
Molecular function (GO): nucleotidyltransferase activity
Source: RefSeq, a predicted model, not a curated record